Molecule: messenger RNA, 2226 nt
Organism: Candidula unifasciata
Lineage: Eukaryota; Metazoa; Mollusca; Gastropoda; Stylommatophora; Geomitridae
Source: the annotation of a GenBank genome assembly
AUGUACUACUUCAGACAGUAUAGCGACGCUCAGGGCGGAGAACACAAAGAUUAUGAACAUUCUGUUAGAGAACGAGCUAAUGAAAGCCUGGAUGAGCUGAAAAACAGCCUGGAAGCAGCCUCUCAUAGGUCAGGUUAUGUGGGUAGUGGAGAUGGUAAAUCACAGCUCACGAGGACAGUUCAUCCAAGAAUUCUGACUUGGGAAGAUGAAAAGCUGCGGCCAGCCCAGGAUUCCAGCGCCGCUAUCCAGCUUCGAAAUAUGUUGUCUAUGCACAAUAAGACUUCAAAUGUUCAACCCGAACAGCCAAGGGGACAGGAAGCACUGCCAUCAGCAGAAGAAGCUGCGACUUUACUCAAGAAUCAAGCGGUUUACACCAGUCACUUAGAGGCUGAGUCUCGUUAUGUUAAGGAGGAAAUGACAAUGCUUAGGAUGAAACUUGCCGAGGUUGUUGAGGAGAACAGAAUGCUUCAUCAAGAACUGAAGACUGCAGUUGUCCAUGAGAUACUCAAAGAUGGAGGAGAUUUGGUCCAGUUCUUGGGCACUUUUGAUGACUCUUUGGUGGAAUCAUAUUCUAAUGUUAUGGGUCGUCAUGAUCUCAAAAGAUGGCAGGUUGAACUGGAAAGAUUAAGUAAGCUUCACACAGCAAAAGCCAACCGGCUGGAGACCCAGCUUCAACAUUCAAAGAUGGAGGUGGAGAGACUGGAGCAGCUAGUGGAAGACCUCAAAGCUCAGCUGAGGAUGCAGGAAUCGAUACCCACACAUGAAAAUGGACUCAUUGGUGGAAUGUUUGUGUCCGAGACGGAGAGACACAUUGCCCACAGUACAAUAGACAAGCUCACAAAAGAACGUGACGAGCUGAUGGACCAUGUAACAUCCUUGAAGUCUCAGCUGAAGGAAAUGGUGCAGCGAGAAGAAGAUGCAUACCAGCAGAUGAAGAAAGGAAUACAAUUGGUUGAGCAGGCUCAGCUGGAGCAGACGGAGGCAUUUGUACAAAAGGAGCAGGUCUGUGAUGAGCUGGCCCGGCUAAGGGAGAGGUUUGAGCAUCACAUCAUAGAGUCACAGAAUCUGAUUAAAGCAGAGAGAGAUUCGGCUCGCAGAGAGAAUCAGUUGUUGAUCGAUGACCUCAACAGCAAGUUGUCAGAACUAGGAGAGCACUACUCUCUGAUCCAAGCCAGGUACGAGAAGGAAGUGAGAGAUAAAGCAACUUUGUCUGCAGAAAUCAAUGAGUUGAAGUCUCAGCUGAGAACUUGUGACAGAGAAGUUACCGUUACGGCAGAAAGUUUCCGUUCAGAAACGACCAAUGCAUCACUCCAGCGCAAUUCAGCAUUAUAUGAAUCAAACAGGUUGAGAUCUGAGCUAGAAAAGCUGAAACAUGAACAUGACCAGGAAAUGAUCAGAACAAAGAUAGAGCUGGACGAUCUGAGGCACAGGCUGACUAAAGCAGAAAGGGAACUAAUUAACUCCAAGGAGGAAUGUAUACACACCACCAGUAAUGUGCAGGCUCUAGAGAGAGAGCUACACCUGGCUAAGAUGGCCAGAGAUGCAAUAGAAAGAACUAGAUCAGAAGAUCUACAGAUCAUCCGAAAGAAGGCCCAAGACAGAGAGGAGGAAAUAAAGAUGAAAAUGGAAGAAUCCGAAGAUAAACAUAAUCAGUACGUACAUGAGAUGGACAGUAUGUUGCUGAAACAGAACAAGCUGAUCAUGAAACUCAGGGAAGAGUGCAAGCGACAAGCCUUGAACCUGGAGAAGACUGUGAAAAAGUACAGAGCUGGUAAUAACAAACUCAGCCAGACCAACGCUGAGAUGAGCAAACGGAUGGAACGCAUGGUGCAGCGUGUGACAGAGCUGGAGGAUCUAGCGGACCAACAUUCCCGUGUCCAUGACAAGAUGAAGGAGAGGCUCAAGUCUCUGGACGAACAGGGACAGAACCAGGCAGUACAGCUUGUUGAAACAUUAACCAAGUACAGUCAGGUUUGCCGAGAGCGCCAUCUGCUGGCCAGGGAAGUAGAAUUUCUUCGCACUCAGCUUCAUCGGGCCAAUCAGAUUUCACCUGAAACUCUACGACUGAACUCAUCCUCAAAGCCGUUAGUCGAUGAUAUUUUGAAUAGCCUGACGAAAGAUGAAAGAGACGGCACCAUGCCACUUAUACCCCAGUUACGUUUACAUGCCGGUGAUUUGCCAGAUAAGCCUGAUGCUGAGGAUCUUCAGCUAAUUCAGCAGCCAUAA